CGGGUAAGUGCUACAAUAAUUGGUGUAGGCAAAUUUACAGAGAGAUCAUUAUUGUUUUCUGGAGCGGUGAUUGAAAGGCAUGAGCAGAGCGGACUCCCGAUUGGACACAGCAUGCACUAGGUGUUGGACCUCUUCAUCAUGGGGUUGUCCGACAGCUUGGACAGUGUUGGAGAUGAGCUAGCUCUUCAUCUGCUCAAUGACUCGCUUUUGAGCGGAAAUAUGAGCGAUUUGGACGAAGAUGACCUUCUGUCAACAGGAGUUAAGACCACUGUGGUUGCGCUUUACUGCGUCGUGUGUGUGGUGGGACUUGUGGGGAACUGCCUGGUCAUGUAUGUCAUCAUCAGGUAUACAAAGAUGAAGACAGCCACCAACAUCUAUAUCUUUAACCUGGCACUGGCUGAUGCCCUGGUUCUGGCCACUCUACCUUUCCAAGUCACAGAUGUUCUACUAGGCUACUGGCCCUUUGGCUUGGCCCUGUGCAAGAUGGUGGUGGCCAUUGACUAUUACAACAUGUUUACCAGCAUCUUCACUCUGACCAUUAUGAGUGUGAACCGUUACAUCGCUGUGUGCCACCCAGUGCAUUCGCUGGCCGUGCGUACGCCCCAAAGAGCCAAGCUGGUCAAUGUGGCAGUAUGGGUACUGGCUUCUGCCAUAGGAGUACCUGUUAUGAUCAUGGCACAAGUGGAAGUGGAGUCCAGCGAUAUUGAGUGUAUGGUGGUGCUUCCUGAUCCUCGAAGCUACUCUGAGCCUGUAUUCGGCAUCUGUGUGUUCCUUUUCUCUUUUUUAAUUCCAGUGGUUAUCAUUAGUGUCUGUUACGGCUUGAUGGUGCGACGGCUGCGUAGCGUACGUCUCCUCUCCGGCUCCCGCAGCAAGGACAGGAACUUGCGAAGGAUCUCGCAGAUGGUGCUGGCUGUGGUGGCUGCAUUUGUGCUCUGUUGGAUGCCUAUUCAGGUCCUCACUCUGGUUCAGACCUUGAUUAAGGUGAACCUGGGAGGCAGCCAGACCACUGUAGCAGCAAUGCACUUCUGCAUUGCACUGGGUUAUGCUAAUAGCAGUCUCAACCCUGUGCUCUAUGCCUUCCUGGAUGAAAAUUUUAAACGGUGCUUCCGUGAGUUCUGUGUGCAAACCAACACAGAUGUGGAACUGGAACCACAACAGAGAAAAUCAGUGAGAAAGGAGGAAACAGAGGAACAAGAGUUCAUAGGAAAUGGAGUGGUUAAUGAAGCUGGUGCCAUUCCCAGGUGCGAGGAGUAGAACUGUAAAAUGGGCUUGACAAUAAAGGUGCUCUAUGUGAAUGCUCAUAGCCUUGAACCAUUCUAUGGAUUGAGCAUUUUCUGUUAAAGUAGCUUACUGGAAAAUUCUGUUGCAAUUUGACCAUCUGUGCUUUCCUGUGUUGUUUAGCUAUGGGACUAAACAACAGUAAACUGCCUCAUGGCUUGGGACAAAGGGGCUUAUUCUAUGUCUUUUUAUACCAAAAUCAUUUAAUCACCAAUUUACACAAACUGAUCAUUCUUUGUUUUAUAUAUAAUAGCACAAGUAGGUAUACAGUUACUUACUGAUAUGUUCUUAUGCACAAUUUGUCAACCUCUACCUAAUCCCUCAAGCAAAAAUAUAACAAAUGAAGGGCUAGAGGAUGAGUAAUGCAAUUUAGGCAUGGACAAAACAUCUAUAGUUAAAUAAUAUCAAGGUAGAGGGGUUCUAACAAAGUUGGUAUUUUUACAUUUACAACAUAUAUAGUAUAUGGUAUUAUGUAACUGAUUAAAUGGCCAUAACAAUGCAAAGCCCUUUGCAGUUUUUUAACCAGCAUGCAUUUUUGUUGUAAUAUUGACUUUUAUUCUGAACAUGGAAAAAGUUCUAAAUGCUAAAAAAUCCUAAUGUAAAUAAAUGGCAUGUCUAGAAACAUAGUAUGUAACUGUACGUGAUUGUAAUUAUUAAAUAUCUGCAUAUUAUAUGGCAUAUAAUGUCAGUGCUGUGUAUUUGUUAUGUGAUGCAUUAUUUUAAAAAAAAUAAAAAUAAAAAUAAUUAAAAAAAGGUUUCCUGCCCAUAGUA
Ictalurus punctatus (channel catfish) is the source of this 2049-nucleotide messenger RNA. RefSeq names its product delta-type opioid receptor. The transcript has 4 exons. NCBI's taxonomy places the organism in Eukaryota, Metazoa, Chordata, Actinopteri, Siluriformes, Ictaluridae. Gene Ontology annotation, biological process: sensory perception of pain; neuropeptide signaling pathway. Gene Ontology annotation, cellular component: neuron projection; membrane. The coding region runs from base 139 to 1254 and encodes 371 amino acids. The record is from RefSeq and is a predicted model, not a curated record. Gene Ontology annotation, molecular function: nociceptin receptor activity; neuropeptide binding.